GAGACAUCGGGCUGUGCUGCAGCACCUCUGACCUGCAGCAUGUGCGCUGUGAGUGGAGCUGGGACCCCGCAGAACCCCCCAGCUCCCACCAGCUCUUCUACCGGGCACCUCCAAGUGGGACUGGCACAAGGGAAGAUGCAUGGCAGCAGUGUGAGGAGGUGAGCGUGGAGGCACUGGGCUCCCACACCUGCACCUUCCAGCCCAGGGCUGGCAGUGCCAUCUCCAUCCUUGUGAAUGUCACCCAGCCCCAUGCACUGUCCACACUCAGCUACUUCAAGGAGCCCUUCUGGCUGCACCAGGCUGUGCUCACAGAGGCCCCACAGAUUGUGCACGCAACAGUGUCACAAGGCCGGCUGAGCCUGCAGUGGCUGCCACCCCUGGAGGUGCUGGCAGAGCAGCUGGACUACCAGGUCCGCUAUGCUGUGGAGAACAGCUAUGACUGGAAGGUCCUGCAGGUCCCACGUGCAGCCAGGAAAGAAGUCCUGGACCUACGGCCAGGUGCCCGGUACCACGCCCAGGUGCGAGCCCAGCCCAGUGGGCCACGGUACCAGGGCAGCUGGAGCGCCUGGUCCAAGCCUGUCGUGGUUGAUGCCAUGGUCGACACGGGUAAGGGACGUGAAGGUGGCGGUGCUGCAAAGGGCUCAGCAGUGGAAGGUCUGGGGAGGCUACAGUCCCAGCGUUCCUCUGAUGCAGGCUGGAUCAUCCCCAGUGUUAUGGUGGUGCUGCUGCUCUUCACAGGAGUGCUCCUGGGGCUGCGGUGCACCUUCCCCUCCCUCUACAG
This is a messenger RNA of Nestor notabilis (Kea), 781 nucleotides long. Its product is annotated as thrombopoietin receptor-like. NCBI's taxonomy places the organism in Eukaryota, Metazoa, Chordata, Aves, Psittaciformes, Psittacidae. Gene Ontology annotation, cellular component: external side of plasma membrane. The record is from RefSeq and is a predicted model, not a curated record. Gene Ontology annotation, biological process: immunoglobulin mediated immune response; cytokine-mediated signaling pathway. The transcript is spliced from 5 exons. The annotation marks the transcript as partial. Gene Ontology annotation, molecular function: cytokine receptor activity; protein binding.